CAGGGAGAAGAUGCCAUGACGCCCACCCUCAAGGCCCUGCUCUGCCUCAGGCUGAGUGUGGGCCUCAGGACCCCAGUUCAGGCAGGGCCCCUCCCCAAACCCACCCUCUGGGCUGAGCCAGGCCCUGUGAUCCCCAGCGGGAGUCCCAUGACCAUCUGGUGUCAGGGAACACGAAAGGCUAAGGAGUACAUAAUUUGUAAAGAGGGAAGCCCAGCACCAUGGAAAGAACAGAAGCCAAAGGAGCCGGGGGACAAGGCCAAGUUCUUCAUCAGACGCAUGACAGAGCGUGAUGCAGGGAUAUAUCACUGUUACUACCUCAGCCCCACUGGCUGGUCAGGGCACAGUGACUUCCUGGAGCUGGUGGUGACAGGAUCUUACAGCAAACCCAGCCUCUCAGCCCUGCCCAGCCCUGUGGUGACCUCAGGAGGGAACGUGACCCUCCAGUGUGGCUCAGGGCAGGGAUUUGACAGGUUCAUUCUGACUAAGGAAGGAGAUCACAGGCUCUCCUGGACCCAGGACUCAGAGCCACAGCCCAGUGGGCAGUCCCAGGCCCUGUUCUCUGUGGGCCCCGUGACCCCCAGCCACAGGUGGACAUUCAGAUGCUAUGGCUGUUACAGGAACAGCCCCCAGGUGUGCUCACACCCCAGCGAUGCCCUGGAGCUCCUGGUCUCAGGUGAGCAGCCCCUCACCCUGUCUUUCUGCUUGUCAGCUCAGGGAAUGUACAGGAAACCCUCCCUCUCAGCCCAGCCAGGACCCUCAGUGGCCUGGGGAGCGACGGUGACCCUGCAGUGUGUGUCUGAGAUCUGGUUUGACACCUUCCACCUGCACAGGGAAGGGUCAUUGGACCCUCCCCAGCACCUCCAUCUGCAGGACACGUCUGCACCCUCUCAGGCCAACUUCACCCUCAAUUCUGUGAACUCAGGCCACCGGGGGACCUACAGGUGCUAUGGCUCACGCAGCACCUCCCCCUACCUGCUGUCACAUCCCAGUGACCCCCUGGAGCUGCUGGUCUCAGAAUCUGGGUCCCUGCAGUCCCAGCCCCGAAAUACUCCCCUAUAG
Molecule: messenger RNA, 1059 nt
Organism: Myotis lucifugus (little brown bat)
Lineage: Eukaryota; Metazoa; Chordata; Mammalia; Chiroptera; Vespertilionidae
Product: leukocyte immunoglobulin-like receptor subfamily A member 6
Exons: 6
Coding region: 16-1059 (347 amino acids)
Biological process (GO): cytokine-mediated signaling pathway
Molecular function (GO): inhibitory MHC class I receptor activity
Source: RefSeq, a predicted model, not a curated record